UAGAUUUGGCAGGUUUUGUGAGUCCUUCCUCUCUCUCUCUCACUCUCACUUCUUUAAAGCAGAGAGAUUUGAGGAAGAAGAGCAGUCGCAGCGAGAGUAAAGCUUCCUUCGACUGUGACGGUGCGUUCAGUUCACGCUCCGGCGACGUUACUUUUAACUCACUUUAGGGUUUAUAGCAAUCGAAAGAGACGAUCGAAGAAGUGAAGUAAGAAAGUCCAAAUUACACAUUAAAGAAUCAAUCCAGCUUCGAAGAGAAGAAAAUGUUGCCUUUGGGUGUUACUGCUAAGAUACAAGCAAAUGUGAGCAAGCCUUGCUUUUGGAAGUCUCUGUCUUCAGGACAAAGCUGGAAAUCUAAAUCCAUGAGGAUUAUUCCGGAUAAGUUUGUGGGAAGCACGUCUGGGGCAUUUGAGCACAGUGUUGUGAUUAGUGUUCGUUGGGGAAAUUCCUGGCAACUAUGGCUUGAGCGAGAGAAGGACGUUCUGUAUAUGAUAAAAGAAGACUGGGAUGAGUUUGUGGAUGACAACCAUUUAGGUCCGAAUGAUAACUUGUUCUUCAGACACGAUGACACGAUGCUUCUUGAAGUGCAAAUCUUUAAGAAUAAUGGUGAUGAGAUCAUGGACGUACCUCUUGGAGUUGAACCCGAAACUGAGCCGCUUCAUUCUAAUCCCUCGAAUUCUUACAAGGAUACAACCACUGCCUCUGCCUCUGCUUCUGUGGAAUUCUCAGCAAAUGGAGGCACCAAUUGCCGAGCGAAAGAGGGUUGUGCUGCUAUCGAAAACCCUGAGCGAUACCUUCUGAACCCCGAGAACCCCUACUUUGUGAAAACGCUGUCCAAAAAGAUUGACGUUCUGUAUGUGCCCAAAACGGUGAUUCAGAAGUAUGGCUUGAAGUUUGGUCCCCAUGAAUCUACCAUGAGUUACCUUCUUCCCAACGAUAAAAUAAAUGGCCUUACUAAAUUCUAUGCCAGUGGUAAAUCGGUUUGUUUCAAUGGCUGGGUGGGUCUAUGUCGAAAGUACAAUCUGAAAGCCGGAGACUCUGUGGUUUGUGAACUUGAACGCUCGGGAGGUCUCGUUACAGCUGUCAGAGUGCAUUUCUUCAAUGAAAAUAUGAGAUGAGUCCCUCUCUAGUGUCUUUUGUUAUGAAUUAGGUUUCUAAACAUUACUGUUUACCAAACUUAUUGUAAUGAAUGUGAGUGACCCUUAUGUUGGUUUAACGAACUUUUACGUGCUAUAUAUGUUCUUCUUCU
Messenger RNA from Camelina sativa (false flax), 1246 nucleotides. Its product is annotated as B3 domain-containing protein At5g25470-like. The record is from RefSeq and is a predicted model, not a curated record. Gene Ontology annotation, molecular function: DNA binding. NCBI's taxonomy places the organism in Eukaryota, Viridiplantae, Streptophyta, Magnoliopsida, Brassicales, Brassicaceae.